AUGUUGUACUAUCUGCGUUUCGACUCCAAAAAGACUAUUAGAGAACUAUUUACGCCCAAUUACAAACUGCCUGGCAAUAGCCGGCGUGUUACUUAUAAAGUAGAAUUACUACGACCUAUUUGUGAUAUAUGGAUUAGUUUGCAAACUCCGGUUUUAGACAUCCUGUCAACUGUAUCUCUACUCAGCGUAUUUCAACUGAAUAGCAAAAUUGUGAUUAUAUUAAUUCUUAAACAACGACCAGUAGUUGUGGGGGAUUCAGUCAAGACAUGCGAAUGGGAUCUGCAUGUUUUUGCAAUGAACAAUAACAGUGAAAUCUACUUUUCUGAAAAUCAAUUUGACAUUAGUAAGGAGUUGUUCUGUAACGGCGAGUUUGGACAUGGCCUGGAUCAGUCAACUGUUCAUGAGUUGCAACUAUUGGAUAUUUCCAUAGUUAAUACUCUUGAGCAGUUGGCUGGUACAGCCAUGCCUGCUCUGCCCGUUGCAGACAACUCCUGUACCGCAACAUUGCCUACAGCAACAAAAUCGUCUUCUGUAGCAUCAGCAGAUACAACAACAACAACGGUAGCAGUAGUUACCCGUAAAACGAACAAAAGAAAAGCAUCUUGUUCUGUUUCCUCGGAAACCAAACAGAAAAAAAAACAAAAAAAAGAAUUUGCUUGUCCUUUUUGCGACUUCUCGUGUAAUCGCAAAUACAAUUUGCAAACCCAUAUGAUAUUACACAAUCCUCAUCGUGUAAAAAAACAUCAAUGUGCCGAUUGUGAUCGCGGUUUCGACCGAAAAGCAGAUCUUAAGCGACAUAAUACCAAUGUCCAUAAAAAAUAA
Molecule: messenger RNA, 822 nt
Organism: Mucor mucedo
Lineage: Eukaryota; Fungi; Mucoromycota; Mucoromycetes; Mucorales; Mucoraceae
Exons: 4
Coding region: 1-822 (273 amino acids)
Cellular component (GO): nucleus
Source: RefSeq, a predicted model, not a curated record